Messenger RNA from Calypte anna (Anna's hummingbird), 2056 nucleotides. Its product is annotated as cytochrome P450 2K4. Gene Ontology annotation, biological process: xenobiotic metabolic process. Gene Ontology annotation, cellular component: intracellular membrane-bounded organelle; cytoplasm. The record is from RefSeq and is a predicted model, not a curated record. Bases 459 to 1964 code for a protein of 501 amino acids. Gene Ontology annotation, molecular function: oxidoreductase activity, acting on paired donors, with incorporation or reduction of molecular oxygen, reduced flavin or flavoprotein as one donor, and incorporation of one atom of oxygen; heme binding; iron ion binding. The transcript is spliced from 9 exons. Lineage: Eukaryota; Metazoa; Chordata; Aves; Apodiformes; Trochilidae.
AAUGAGCACAUCUUCAUGCCAAUUCUGUUCCAGCUCCUCCUUGAUCAGCCUGGGCAUGACUGUGGGGGUUCAUGUCCCAUGUCCUGCUUCCCCCAUUGCAUCACCAGUGCAUCCAGCUGAGUCCUGUGUCCUGGCACCAUGACAGCAAUCCAACACAGGCACCCUUAAUGCUGCCUUUGAAAUCUCACAGACCACAACAUGCCCAUGACACAGAUUUUCACUGGGAAACAAACACCUCACUCCAGUGUUGUAGAUGAAAUAGGAGCUCCGGAUUAAGAUAAUCCAUGUUUCAGAAUAAAACAGGGUGUUUUCUUUGAUACAACUUGUGUAAAUGGAAGUAAACAAGACCUCAGCAUCCUUUUCCCUGUGUAAAGCCACUUCCCCAGAAGGUGUGUUCAGCAAUGACAGAAGGGCUAUAAAGGACCCCAAGAUGCUCACACCCACACUUUGGUUUAACCAUGGCCAUCCAGAGCUUGCUGCAGUACCUGGGCUCUAGCUCACCGCUGUGCCUGGCAGCAGUGCUGGUUGCUUUCCUUUGCUAUUUUACCAGCUUGAAGAAGUCAGUUUGCAGUUUGCCUCCUGGGCCACGACCUCUUCCUCUGAUCGGGAACCUGAACGUGGUGGACCUGAAAAAGCCGUUCCAGUCGCUGACAGAGCUCUCCAAGAUAUAUGGCAACGUCUUCACUGUGCAUUUUGGACCCAGGAAAGCAGUGGUGCUGGCUGGAUAUGAAACCAUCAAGGAUGCCUUUUUAAAUCAUGCUGAAGAAUUUGGAGAGAGGGCAGAAAUACCCAUAUUUAGGAAAAUGACACAAGGAAAUGGCAUAGCAUUCAGCCAUGGAGAGCAAUGGAAAACUAUGAGAAGAUUUACCUUGUCCACACUGCGUGAUUUUGGGAUGGGAAAGAGAAGCCUAGAGAUCCGAAUCCUGGACGAAGUCAAUUCCCUUAUCAAAUAUUUUGAAUCCUAUCAUGGGAAACCAUUUGAUACCAAGAUGAUACUCAACAACGCUGUAUCCAAUGUCAUCUGCUCUAUAUUGUUUGGAGAGAGGUUUGAAUAUGAUGAUCCGGUAUUCAUAACUUUGCUGAAGAUGAUAAAUGAAAAUACUAAGCUGUUGGGCUCCCCUAUGGUGCUGUUGUAUAAUUUCUACCCAUCCCUCGGCUUUCUCUCUGGAGCUUCCAAGACUGUGCUACAAAAUAUCAGUGAGCUGAAUGCUUUUCUCCAGAAGCUCUUCCAGGAACACAAAAAAGAACUUAAUGAAAAUGACUUAACAGGUUUUGUAGAUGCCUUUCUGAUGAAGCAACAACAGGAAUCAAAGAAACCCCACACUAUGUUCAGCAAUGGAAACCUGUUGUUUUCAACUCUGGAUCUCUUUGCUGCUGGGACUGAGACUACUUCUACGACUGUGCGCUGGGGUCUUCUUCUGAUGAUGAAAUACCCAGAGAUUCAGAGAAAGAUUCAGGAAGAAAUGAAUCACGUCAUUGAACCAGGAGAGAUGCCGAAGUUGGAGGACCGGAAAAAAAUGCCUUACACAGAGGCAGUGAUACAUGAAAUACAAAGGUUUGCCAAUAUUGUCCCAAUGGGUGUAUCACGAGCAACUCCUACUGAUGUGAAUUUCCAAGGCUAUGUGAUUCCUAAGGGUACAGAAAUUAUUCCACUGCUGACCUCUGCUCUGAAUGAUGAGUUACACUGGAAAACCCCAGCUCAGUUCAACCCUUCCCACUUUCUGGAUGCUGAUGGGAACUUCAUUAGGAGAGAGGCAUUCAUCCCAUUCUCCAUAGGACGAAGGGCUUGCCUUGGAGAAGGACUGGCCAAAAUGGAGCUGUUCCUCUUCUUUGCAGGCUUGCUCCGCAAAUUUGUUUUCCAUCCCCCUCCAGGAGUGAAUAAGUCAGACCUAGAUUUGACAGCUGAUGUUGGCUUUACCUUGAACCCCAUGCCUCACCUGGUCUGUGCUGUGCCCUAUGAAUGAUCCCACCACAUGGAAUUAGAGUAGUGAACCUUUCCAGCUUGAAAAGCAAGUCUAGUUGCAGGGGAAAAAGCUGUCUGUACCUGAGCUUUAGG